AUGGUCCUUGCUAAUACCGAAUCUGGUGUUUCUUCUUCCUUCCCCUCUGAGAGACCUUACUUCUCCAAGCUUGAGUCUGUAUUUGAAAAAUACUCUGCCUCUCAAGCAGCAGUCCAGGACAUCUGGUCUGUGGGGUUGAAUUCUAGUCCAUCUCUCGAGGAGGAUCAAUCCUUUGCUGUUAUUGAUAACUAUAGCACUGGUCGAUCUUCAUCUUACAUCGAUCCAUUGGAUAUUUUGGAUAACAGCCCUGCUACUUCGGUUGCUACUAUUUCGCCCCGUGAGCUUUCUGUUUCAUCUGCCUCUGGCUUAGAACAUUCUCCCCUCUUUGAUGACAUCGAUUUGGGUGAUUCCAACUCUUGGGAGUCUUUGUUUAAUGACGAUAGCAAUUCAAUUUCUAGAGAAUCUGGCUCUGUUGCUUCCUCUAUUGCUCGUCCUACAAUGGCACCCAAAGUUCAAGCCUCAAUUGCUCCAUCCCAGAGCCCAAGUCCUUCUUUGAUGUCCACUCCUCUUGUUAAGGCUGAGCCUAUCAGUCCUAUUGUGGGCUCUGUUUCUCUUGACAGUGGAAGAUCAUUUUCUGUUUCCUCAGCUUCUUCUGCCUCUAACAAGCGUAAGCGCUCAGAGCUUUCUGUUGAUUUAGAGAUGGAAAAGAAGGAUGCUCUGGGUAUCAUUGCUUACAACCGUAAGCCCCGUUCCACUCCUCUUCAACCAGUUAUUGUCGACGAUGAGAGCGACUGCACUGCUGUUAAGCGUGCCCGUAACACUGAGGCUGCCCGACGUUCGCGUGCUCGUAAGAUGGAGCGUAUGUCUCAGCUCGAAGAGCGUGUUGACCAGCUCGUUGCCAGAAAUUCUGAGCUCGAGGCUGAAAUUGCUCGUCUUCGUGAGCUGUGUCCUAAGGACGCCUAA
Sugiyamaella lignohabitans is the source of this 903-nucleotide messenger RNA. It is a transcript of the gene GCN4, whose product is annotated as amino acid starvation-responsive transcription factor GCN4. Gene Ontology annotation, molecular function: RNA polymerase II cis-regulatory region sequence-specific DNA binding; DNA-binding transcription factor activity, RNA polymerase II-specific. Bases 1 to 903 code for a protein of 300 amino acids. The transcript has a single exon. Gene Ontology annotation, cellular component: transcription regulator complex. Gene Ontology annotation, biological process: positive regulation of cellular response to amino acid starvation. The record is from RefSeq and is a predicted model, not a curated record. NCBI's taxonomy places the organism in Eukaryota, Fungi, Ascomycota, Dipodascomycetes, Dipodascales, Trichomonascaceae.